AUGACCAAGGCCCCUUUCUCUGUGGAGUGGUUGUCCCAGAGCAGCCAGGCCCUCAAGAGCCCCACCGAGGGCUCCCCGCACCGAUCAUCCUCGGCGGCCCUGGGUCACCGGCCUGGCUCCAGCCCCGGCUUGAGCCAGCGGAGCGAGGAGCGGUCUGCCGGCCCGCGGGACGGGACGGGCGGCAGGAGCAGGGAGCGCUUGGCGACCCCCCCCGCUGCAGGAGCAGGAGAGCGGCCGUGGGGAGCGGAGCAGCCCCCGCCGGAGGGGGGUCCCGAGUGCUCGGGCCCCGAGGAGCCUGGCGGCCGGGGCGGGGGGCGGCGGCUGCGCACAGCCUUCAGCGCCGAGCAGCUCAGCACCCUGGAGAGCUCCUUCCAGCGGCAGCAGUACCUGGGGGCCGCCGAGCGGCGCCGGCUGGCCGGCAGGAUGGGGCUCUCGGAGGUGCAGAUCAAGACCUGGUUUCAGAACCGGAGAAUGAAGCUCAAGCGGCAGCUGCAGGAGCUGAGGACGGAGCCUUUCUGCAGCCCCCCGCCUCUCCCUUACGGACCUCACAGCGGCGUGGUGCCCGUGCCGCUCACAUACGUGGCCCAGCCACCACCUCUGCCCCGGCAAGGGGCUGCCUCUGGGGGCCUCACCUUGACGGCGCUGCCAGCACCCUCCCUGGACCUCAGCAGCGCCUGCAGAGCACAGCCUGUGGGCUUUUGGGCGGCACCCUGCUUUGUAGGGUACAGGGAUCCCAGAGCUUUCUUGCUGGGUGUCUAA
Molecule: messenger RNA, 759 nt
Organism: Chroicocephalus ridibundus (black-headed gull)
Lineage: Eukaryota; Metazoa; Chordata; Aves; Charadriiformes; Laridae
Product: homeobox protein vent1B-like
Exons: 3
Coding region: 1-759 (252 amino acids)
Biological process (GO): regulation of DNA-templated transcription
Molecular function (GO): DNA binding; DNA-binding transcription factor activity, RNA polymerase II-specific
Source: RefSeq, a predicted model, not a curated record